AUGGUCAACACUGGAAAGCCAUCAAGAGGUUGUUAUAUGUGUCGUGCUCGACGGAUCAAAUGCGAUGAAGGAAAACCGUCUUGCAUGCGAUGCCAGAAAUCGAAGAGAGUCUGUCCAGGCUAUCGAGAUGCAUUCGAAUUGAAGUUGCGCGACGAGAGCAAGUCAACGAAAAAGAAACUGAAUCGUCGAAUCAACCAAGAGCAGUCAGAUCCAAACAGUCUCGUUUAUAAUGCGGAAUUAUACCAUGGACCAAAUGUCGCCUCUGGACAUGGAGCUUCGCACUCGCGAAGCAGUUCGAUAUCGAGUAGCAGCUCCCAACUGUCUUCAAGUCGGAAUAGGUCCAUAGUACCGUAUCCUCACAAGCAUAACGUCAUAGCGACAAACAUGACAAGUCCCAUCCAGCAACAAGCUGCUUGCUAUUUCCUCUCCAAUUUCGUGUUGGUACCGGAAUCAGGGACAAUGCGAGGAUAUCUCGACUUUGUACUACCCCUCAUGAAGCAGAAAGCCCCGCAGACAGCACUCGCGUACGCUUUUUCAGCUGUUUCUUUGGCAGCACUAGGCACUAGACCAAAUUCCAAAGGCCUGGCAUCCACGGCUGACGUUUGGUACUUGAAAGCGUUGAAGGAAAUCAACGUCGCCCUGAAAGAUCCAAAAGUAGCCUCAUCGGAAGCCACAUUAGCGUCAGUGAUGUUGAUGGCAUCUUUCGAACAAUUAACACCCUCACGGAUGAAGGUUGGAGGUUGGGCUUCCCACAUCGACGGUGCCGUAGCUGUGAUUAAGUCUUGCCCUAUCCAGAGAUGGUCCACCGGCGUUGGAAGAGAUCUUUUUAUUGCGGUGAGAGCUCACAAGACUCUUCAAUGCAUAGCAAACUCCAAGGACGUGGACAGAGAUGUCGACUGGCUAGGCGUUCAAGCUUACGACAGCAUUGUACAAAGCUUUGCGACGAUAAAUCUCAAAAUGGCAGCUCUUCGCGCUGACAACGACCAAACGACAACUUUGAAGACACACACAGCAGAUAAUGUCGAGAAAGUAUUGGCAUUGCUUCGAAGAGCAGAGUCACUUGACCAAGAAUAUAUUGAGUGGAUCAAGGCCCUUCCAGCGAACUGGGCGAUAAAGACCGUUUCUUGGAUCGAUGACGAAGUCCCCGAUCUCGAAAACUCGGUGGUCCAUCCGGGACGGGUUGAUACCUAUGGUGAAUUAUGGAUGGCUUACAAAUACAACAUCGUGCGUGGGUGCCGGCUAUUCAUAUGGACGGUCAUCCUCCGGUGUGUUGCCUGGCUUGGUGAUCCACGAGACUAUAGACUUACACCGGAAUAUACGACGGCGUCUCGAAUAUGCCAGCAAUUGGUCGAGGACGUUGUGGCUAGCGUCCCUUAUUUCUUUGGUUGGAACCGUGACAAAGAUAGUGCCAUGGUAGACAGAUCUCAGUAUGCUUGCGGAGCGACUGAUUAUAGUUCUGUCAAGCCCCUCGCUGGUAUCUUUGUGAUGUGGCCGCUGUUCGCAGCUGCAAGCUCGGAUUUUGCGUCACCAUCACAACGAGUCUUCCUCAGAGGACGGCUUAAGUUCGUUGCAGAGAUGAUGGGCAUCAAUCAGGCUUUGAUCUUGUUCCAGGUACGUUUCUUCUGCGUUUUUUUAUGCGUUGUCUCACACCAGUCUAGGCACAACUAG
This is a messenger RNA of Mollisia scopiformis, 1668 nucleotides long. RefSeq lists its product as uncharacterized. Gene Ontology annotation, biological process: regulation of DNA-templated transcription. The transcript has 5 exons. Gene Ontology annotation, molecular function: DNA-binding transcription factor activity, RNA polymerase II-specific; zinc ion binding. The record is from RefSeq and is a predicted model, not a curated record. Lineage: Eukaryota; Fungi; Ascomycota; Leotiomycetes; Helotiales; Mollisiaceae. The coding region runs from base 1 to 1668 and encodes 555 amino acids.